AAACAGAAAUGUCAAAGACAGGCGAGGCAUUUUCUUUCCCAGUGAAACUAUCUGCAGAGGCGUUGUGAUUGGCCAGAUAAUGCGCGCGUCUAACCAGAAAAGCACGAGCCAUUUCUUGCGGCCACUCGGACCACAAUUUUGCUACUCCAACCACCGCCUCCUGAUGUCAACCAUGUGCGCCAUCUCGAUACAUCUUUCAAUCCCAUGUCUCUCAGAUCCAUUCUUUGCAUGAUGCACGCGAGGGUGUUCGUCCCUAUAAGAAGGUCAGGGCAAUCCCCUGUCCUCGAACACUCUAUCAUCUGCGUCUUCCCUCCUUGAUACCUAUAUUACUUCUUUUGAUUCCAAGUAUGGAACAAGACGACCGCAAGGACCAUAUACGUAUCGCCGAGGAGGGUGUCCAUCGCAAUGAGAUGCGAUCAAUCUCUCGUCGAAACUCGUCUCUGUCUAUCCAUAGUGCGCGUGGCAGAGUCGUAGCGCCCGAGAAUUUACUUCCCAUAACAUAUCGGACACUCUCAUACAAGGUUGACGACGCUUUCGACAAAGACGCCAGUUACGCUUCAGAUAAAAGGGAGCGGAAACAAGUCCAAGGUCUCACGGAGCUAGAUCACCACCUGGUAACUGUUGAUGAACUGCAGCGGCGUCUCUCGACUUCCCCCCAAGGGCUCCAGGCCGAGCAAGCCCACCGCCGCCUCUUACAACACGGGAAGAACCAACUGUCACCCCCUCCUUCGAGAUGGUUUCAAACAAUAAUGGGAUACCUCUUUGGAGGCUUUGGUACUAUCCUUCUUGGAGGUGGUAUCCUGGUGUUCAUUGCGUGGAAACCUCUCGGGGAUCCUCCUGCAGAAGCCAAUCUUGCUUUAGCGCUUGUUCUCAUCGUCGUGUGGAUCAUCAAUGCCGCGUUUAAUGCCUGGCAGGACUGGUCGUCAUCAAGAGUAAUGGCUUCGAUAACCACCAUGUUGCCGGAUCAGUGUAUUGUCACACGCGACAACAACCCUGCCUACCUCAGCGCACUUGAUCUGGUUCCCGGAGAUCUGAUCCAGAUCAAGCAGGGCAAUAAGCUGCCUGCUGAUGUCCGGCUCAUUCAAACUUCAGCCGAUGCUAAGUUUGACCGAUCAAUCCUGACAGGCGAAUCCGAACCCGUCUCCGGGACGGUUGAGUGCACCAACAACAACUAUCUGGAAACAAACAACAUCGGUCUGCAGGGCACAUACUGCGUCUCCGGAGCUGCUCUAGGAAUUGUCGUGGCUACUGGAGAUCAGACAGUUUUCGGACGAAUUGCUAGUUUGUCAAAUGGAAGGCGAACGGAGAUGACUCCGAUGCAAAAGGAAAUCCUACGAUUUGUGCUCAUCAUUGUGGCUUUUAUUGUGACUUUCGUGGUCAUAAUAAUUGUUAUUUGGGCGGCAUACUUGCACAAGGACCAUCCGGAUUUCAUCAAUGUUCCAACUCUUAUUGUCAGCUGUGUCAGCGUUGGAAUCGCAUUUGUGCCGGAAGGGCUUCCCAUAGCAGUUUCAAUGGGCCUUACAAUUGUUGCUGGGAUUAUGAAGAAGAACAAGAUUCUUUGCAAGUCACUGGCCACAGUGGAGACUCUGGGUGCUGUUUCCGUGAUUUGCUCUGACAAGACCGGCACACUCACCAAGAAUGAAAUGUUUGUUGCGAAGUGCUUUUCUGGCGGAGAAGAAUACAUCUCGGAAGACGCAAAGGAACGAAUGGUACACGGCUCAGCUCCAGGCGAGCUUCCAAACGAGUCGAUAGCUGUGGUCCGAGCCAUUGGUGGCCUCUGCAAUGCAGCUGAGUUUGACGCUACUACCCUGGAACGACCGCUACACGCUAUGAAGAUUUUCGGCGACCCAACUGACCAGGCUAUUCUGCGUCUUUCUCAAUCUCUGGGAUCUGUGAGUGAUCUAAGAGGGCAAUGGAAAAAGGUCUUUGAGAUUCCGUUCAACAGCAAGAACAAGUUCAUGAUCCGUGUCAUGUGCCCGCACAAUCAAGACAGCGGCUAUCUCUUUAUCAAGGGAGCUCCUGACAUGCUUCUGUCGAAAUGUGCCCAUGUUGUGAACAGAAACGGACAGGCAGAGCUUUUAUCCCAAGCCGAGCGUAACCGGCUUGAAAGGAUCAAGGACCGUUGGUCAGCCGAAGGAAAACGCGUGAUUCUCAUGGCUCAAAGAUUAGUGUCUAGCGAUUGGAUCAAGGCUGGUGUGGACGAAAGAAGUGCCCUCCAGGCCGCGCAGGAUGGUCUCACCCUUGUUGGCCUAGUUGGUCUCAUAGACCCACCGCGAGACGAAAUCCCGGGUGUGAUUGAUACCCUCCGCAGAGCUUCUAUCCGGAUCAUGAUGGUAACAGGAGACUACAAACUCACGGCGCAGGCGAUAGCAAUUGAGUGCGGUAUCAUACGGACACCUCCGGGUUUGAUCGAUGAUAUCAAGGCUCUCGACCACGCUGACAAGGCAACCGUCCGGUCGACUGACUCAACCACUGCUAUUGUCGUUAGUGGUCCUGAGCUAGCUGAUCUUUCAUCAGAGGACUGGGACACACUCUGCACUUACGAUGAAAUUGUCUUCGCACGCACGACUCCGGAACAGAAACUUCGCAUCGUCAAAGAGUUUCAAGCCAGAGAUAAUAUUGUUGCGAUGACGGGUGACGGUGUCAACGAUGCUCCUUCGCUCAAGGCAGCAGAUGUCGGCGUUGCCCUCGGGAGUGGUUCCGAUAUCGCGAUCGAGGCCGCCGAUAUUGUUCUUCUCGACUCGUUUGCCGCUAUUGUCGAAGCCGUAAAAUAUGGAAGACUUGUUUACGAUAACCUCAAGAAGACCAUCAUCUACCUACUUCCAGCUGGAAGUUUCAGUGAGCUAUGGCCCGUCGUGACAAAUGUUGUCCUGGGAGUUCCCCAGAUCCUUUCCUCCUUCCUCAUGAUUAUUAUCUGCUGUCUCACUGACUGCGCCGGUGCGAUAACCCUCGCCUUCGAGAAACCAGAAUCAGACCUCCUCCUCAGACCACCCCGCGACCCCAAAAAGGACCGCCUCGUCGACGUAAAGCUCCUCGGUCACGCGUACCUCUUCAUAGGCCUCUACGAGUGUCUUAUGUCCUACAUAAUGGCCUUUUGGCACAUGCAAAGACGUGGCGUCCCGUUCAGCGCAAUGGUCCUCCGCUAUGGCUCCUGGGACCCGCAAUACGACCCCGACUACGUAACCCAGGUCGCGAACGAGGCAUCCUCAAUCUACUUUGUCAACCUCGUCUUUAUGCAGUUCUUCAACCUGCUUGCUGUCCGGACGCGCCGGCUGAGUAUCUUCCAGCAGCCACCAAUCUUGAAGAAGGAGACGCAGAAUCUGCUCCUUUUCCCGGCUAUGCUUUUUGCGUUGUGUGUUGUUUUUAUUUUCCUCUAUAUCCCCGACCUCCACGGCUCGAUAGACACAACGACUGUUCCCGUCGAACAUUUUUUCCUCCCCAUUGCUUUUGGUAUGGGACUUCUCCUUCUGGACGAGGGUAGGAAGUACUCUGUUCGACGUUGGCCGAAUGGGCUUCUUGCGAGAAUCGCCUGGUGAGGACGAUGACUCGAUUUUGGGACGGACUUACUCUGAUAUCUGGUUGGGAGAGACGAAAAACUUCUAUUAGAUCUUGAUAAAACGGGUGGACUCUGACACUACUUAGGUAGUAAGAGUAUCUAGGUGCAUCGUGUGACAAAAAAAUAGUAUUGCCAAUGCAGCAUCAGGUAUUCAAGCCAAUGAGAUCAAAACCAGACGAAGAUGAGAAAAAGACAAGAAAAUUGAAGCGAAAUAGCCACCCAAAACACCAUAACUAAAUACAAGUCAAAUGAAUAACAACGAGAAG
Molecule: messenger RNA, 3822 nt
Organism: Aspergillus calidoustus
Lineage: Eukaryota; Fungi; Ascomycota; Eurotiomycetes; Eurotiales; Aspergillaceae
Source: the annotation of a GenBank genome assembly